This is a messenger RNA of Rhinolophus ferrumequinum (greater horseshoe bat), 5430 nucleotides long. RefSeq names its product SIM bHLH transcription factor 2 (gene SIM2). Gene Ontology annotation, biological process: regulation of transcription by RNA polymerase II. The record is from RefSeq and is a predicted model, not a curated record. The transcript has 11 exons. Gene Ontology annotation, molecular function: protein dimerization activity; RNA polymerase II transcription regulatory region sequence-specific DNA binding; DNA-binding transcription factor activity, RNA polymerase II-specific. NCBI's taxonomy places the organism in Eukaryota, Metazoa, Chordata, Mammalia, Chiroptera, Rhinolophidae. The coding region runs from base 606 to 2624 and encodes 672 amino acids.
UGGACCGCGGAGCUGCUGUACCUCCCGACAGAUCUCGGGCUGCGGGAGCCGCGUCUCCAGGCACCGGGAAAUCAGGGAGGGCAGGAGAGCGCGCCCGGCCCGGCCCCAGCCGCGUCCGCCCCGGCUCCGCUCCUCUCCUCUCCCGCUCCAUGGCUCCGCGGCCGCCGCCGCCCACGCCGCCCUCCACUUCGGAGGGGCCUCGGGGCAGCGGGUACGAACACUCGGUCAAGGACUAAACUGCACAGCCGACUCCUCGCCGGCCCUUCUCCAUCCCCUACCGAGAGCAGAGGCGCGGGAGAAAGCAGGAAGGAAGGAAGAGCGAGAAGAAACGAGUGGGAAGUCGGGGCUCUGGUCGCCGCGGGACAGUCCAGCCGGGAGGAGGCUGCGCCCGGGGCGGCGUCGCUGGGUUGCACGGAGCUCCGGGGCUGCGGCUGCGGAGAGGCGUUCCGGUGCUUCAGGCCGGCCCCGCGCACCUGCCCGCGGCCCGCGGCCCAGACUCUCCUGGCCCUCGGUAACCCCUUCCCCCAAAGCCACCGCUGCAGCCGGAGCGGGGCUCCGCGGGCCUGGAGCACGUCCGGGUCUAAUAUGCCCGGAGCCGAGGCGCGAUGAAGGAGAAGUCCAAGAAUGCAGCCAAGACCAGGAGGGAGAAGGAAAAUGGCGAGUUUUAUGAGUUGGCCAAGCUGCUCCCGCUGCCAUCGGCCAUCACCUCGCAGCUGGACAAGGCGUCCAUCAUUCGACUCACCACGAGCUACCUGAAAAUGCGCGCCGUUUUCCCCGAAGGUUUAGGAGACGCGUGGGGACAGCCGAGCCGCGCCGGGCCCCUGGACAGCGUCGCCAAAGAGCUGGGGUCGCACUUGCUGCAGACUUUGGAUGGAUUUGUUUUUGUGGUAGCAUCUGAUGGCAAAAUCAUGUAUAUAUCGGAAACAGCCUCUGUACAUUUAGGCUUGUCCCAGGUGGAACUCACAGGGAACAGUAUUUACGAGUACAUCCAUCCUUCCGAUCACGACGAGAUGACGGCUGUCCUUGCAGCCCACCAGCCUCUUCACCAUCACCUGCUCCAAGAGUAUGAGAUAGAGAGGUCAUUCUUUCUUCGAAUGAAGUGUGUCUUGGCGAAAAGAAACGCGGGCCUGACGUGCAGCGGAUACAAGGUCAUCCACUGCAGUGGCUACUUGAAAAUCAGGCAGUACAUGCUGGACAUGUCCCUGUAUGACUCGUGUUACCAGAUCGUGGGGCUGGUGGCCGUGGGCCAGUCCCUGCCACCCAGCGCCAUCACCGAGAUCAAGCUGCACAGUAACAUGUUCAUGUUUAGGGCCAGCCUUGACCUGAAGCUAAUAUUCCUGGAUUCCAGGGUGACAGAGCUGACCGGGUACGAGCCGCAGGACCUGAUUGAGAAGACCCUCUACCAUCACGUGCACGGCUGCGACGUAUUCCACCUCCGCUAUGCUCACCACCUCUUGCUGGUGAAGGGCCAGGUCACCACCAAGUACUACCGGCUGCUGUCCAAGCUGGGCGGCUGGGUGUGGGUGCAGAGUUACGCCACCGUCGUGCACAACAGCCGCUCAUCACGGCCCCACUGCAUCGUGAGUGUCAAUUAUGUCCUCACGGAUAUUGAGUACAAGGAACUGCAGCUGUCCCUGGACCAGCUGUCCACGUCCAAGUCCCAGGACUCCUGGAGGACUGCCUUGUCUACCUCACAAGAAACUAGAAAAUUAGCUAAACCCAAAAACACGAAGAUGAAGACGAAGCUGAGAACAAACCCUUACCCCCCACAGCAAUACAGCUCGUUCCAAAUGGACAAACUGGAAUGCGGCCAGCUCGGAAACUGGAGAGCCAGCCCUCCGGCCAGCGCUCCGGCUGCCCCAGAACAGCAGCUCCAUUCAGAAGGCGGCGACUUUCUGUACGCCCCGUCCUACAGCGUGCCCUUCUCCUACCAUUAUGGACACUUCCCUUUAGACUCUCACGUCUUCAGCAGCAAAAAGCCGGUGUUGCCAGCCAAAUUUGGGCAGCCCCAAGGAUCCCCGUGUGAGGUGGCACGCUUUUUCCUGAGCACGCUGCCAACCAGCGGCGAGUGCCAGUGGCAUUACGCCAACCCCUUAAUGCCUAGCAGCCCGUCUCCAGCUAAAAACCUUUCUGAGCCGCCGGUGAACACUGCUCGGCACAGCCUCCUGCCAAACUAUGAAGCGCCCGCCGCCGCGCGCAGGUUCGGCGAGGACACCGCGCCGCCGCCGCCGCCACCGCCUCCGAGCUUCCCGAGCUGCGGCCACUACCGCGAGGAGCCCGCGCUGGGCCCGGCCAAGGCCGCCCGCCAGGCCGCCCGGGACGGGGCGCGGCUGGCACUGGCCCGUGCGGCGCCCGAGUGCUGCGCGCCCACGGCCCCCGAGCCCCCGGGCGCGCCGGCGCAGCUGCCCUUCGUGCUGCUCAACUACCACCGCGUGCUGGCCCGUCGCGGGCCGCUGGGGGGCGCUGCGCCCGCCGCGCCCGCCCUCGCCUGCGGCCCCGGCGCCCCCGAGGCGGCGGCCGGCGCGCUGCGGCCCCGACCCCCGGGCCCCGCCGCCGCCUCGCCGCCCGGCGCGCCCCUGCCGCACUACCUGGGCGCCUCGGUCAUCAUCACCAACGGCAGGUGACCCGGCCGGGCCGGACCGAGGGGUCCUGGGGCCGCCCGCAGCGAGAAGCCAUAGGCUAGGCCUCUUUGGCUCCUGUUUCACAAAGUCCAGCCGAGUUCAGAGGGGCGAGCUGUAUAUGCACGAUUUAAAUUAAUUUAUACAGAGACAACUAUUUUAAUAGAACUCCGCAGCCGACUUUUAGAUUUUUACCGUAGGUGCCAGAAGGGCUGGUGUAGAGGACGGAGACCCACCUGACGUGGGGGAAAAAGGACCGCCAAACUUUUGUUCUCCAAGAGCCGGGUUUUCCGAAAGGGCAGAUCUGGGCGUCCCUGUCGUCCCACGAGUGACCUCAAACAACCCCGUUUGGGGGCACGUGGUUUCCUCACCUUGAAAUCAGGUUUGCAUGCCUUGCCUUGUCCCUGAUGCUCACCAGUCCCCCCGGGGGAUAGAGGAGUUUCCGCUCCACGCGCGCCCUCCCCUGUAAGGACACCCCACCCUGAUGUGGUCAGAUAUGCCAGGCGGGGCAGACCGCCGGUAUUCACAGCCUUUCAGAUUCUUAAGUCCAGGCAAAUUGUGAUUGUUUAAGUCCCACGAGUAGAAACGAUUCUACUGUCCUUUAAAAGUCAUUCGUGAGUCUCAUUAAAGGUUGUUUUAAUUUAACCCUUUCUUCGAUACGAAAACCAACAAGCCCAGAUCAAGGGGGCGAGCACGGGUGUGCUUCGUAAAUCCAUUCACAAGCUCUUCCUUCCUCCUAACGCCUAUGAACUCUUGAUAACACCAAGAAUAGCACCUUCAGAAUAUAUUGAAUAAGCAUUAAAUGCAAAAAAUAUAUAUAGCGAGAUAUUUUAUGAGGACAUGUGGAUGACUGAGGUGCGCGAUGCUAUUGGCUGCCCCUGUCAACUGGUUCCAAGGCAGAAUCCCUCUGGCCACACACACCUGGAAUUCCCUAGGCUCGUGUUUGCUACAAGCAGUGCUAAUAGUUAAAUUGCAUGUGCAAUAUGGAAAAUUGUCAAUGCGCCUCGUGGAAGAAAAUGUGCUAAAGGGAUGUAGUGAAAAUGAUAUAUACGUUGUUUUAAGCGUUUUCUGCAUUUAUACAUAGCAAGACAACUCCAUAUGAACACAUCAUGUGUGUAACCGGUAAACAGAAAUCUUUUAUAAAGCACCAGCGGUGUUUUAUAAAUACACUUCCAUUAAUUUUUUAUUUUUAUAUUUUCGCUUCAAGAUUUCACCAUUUAAAAAUCACAUCAUGGCUCUGAAGUGGAUCGAUGCUUUGAACCUUCGUCUUCCAAUUUGCUCCACACUCUAAACACUCCAUUUUGCUGAUGUUUCAAAACGGUUUACUUUUAGGAAACUCCACUUUUUUGAGUGGAAAGGUUUUCCACAAAUGCCUUUAACUCAUUGUUCUAGAAUCAAAGUGCACCUUCAUCGAUUGUUCGCCAAAAUGUGAAAUGAUCUGUUGCCAAGCCAGUGUCACUAUGAGGACUUGCCUUGUUCACCUAGCAGGGUGUCAGUUAUCUUAUGGUAGGAGGUGAAAUUUGCAAAUUUAGGAGCAGGUGUCACGCAGCCGAGGGCUGGGUCAUAAGAAUGGAAGGCACACACCUCUUACUGCGCUCAGCUCUGCCUCCGUUGUGAGUGGCGUGAGUGUGUCCACAUAAAAUAAGCCUGAGGUACUGGUAUUACUUUUUAUGCUCACGAGUCUCGUAGUUAAACCAUGAUUCCUGGAAGGUGCAGGUGUGAUGGGCAAGAGGUACCACCUGACAUGUUUCAAUAAAGUACCGCAAAAUGCCUUUGUGUCUACCUUGUUAUUAACCAUUGGGGGCCGGAUUUAGCAAACACAAACCACGAAGGCUUUCUGAGCAGUUUAAGAUCAAAGGUUACUGUGAAGAAAGACAGUUAAAGAUUUACGAAUGAUAACGUAAAUAGGCUUAACAAUGAGUGUGUAUGUACUUGAAAAAUGUGUGCUAGGGAAAACUUACUUGUCUAAGCAAACAUCACAGUUUUCAUAGCCUAGAACGUGCAGGAAGGUUCCCAAGCAAGCUGGCUUUGAGGCGGUCAGCAGCUCAGUGCAAAGUUAACAGAGCAGUUAGUUACUAUGGCAACCUAAUAUUGUUACCUCCAUCUUUAAGACUGCACAAUUUAAGGGGGGGUAUUGCUUCUUGACUUCUAUUGAGGAUCUGGCAGGGGAAGAGGAAGCAUUUUAAUUAAUAUGCCUUUCACACAUACACACACACACACACACACACACACACACACACACACAAAUGAAAAACAUUAUAGUGGGUCCUAACAUGUUGACAAAAAUGCCAGAUAGAAUGGGUUUGAGAAAUAAGCCCAGUUCAAGACGGGCUGGGGCCUCCAUGGGGCCUCCCAGGGAAAGGAAUUCCUUUAUGUUCAUGGAAGCCCUUUCUAGAAAAGCCAUUCCAUUCAUACCUUUGUAGAGAAGUGAACAGGGUAUGGAGAAGGGCUGCUCUGAGGAAAUCUGCAAGAGCCUGUAUUUUCUGCCCUCCCCCUCCCCCUUUUGUCCUUUUAAAGUCCUGUGGGCCAUGUCUUCCUCCCUGGGACCCUAAGAGGGGGCGGGGUUUAUAUGGUCAAUGAAUCCUGCAUAAAGUUUAUCCGAACUUGUCAUUUAUUGUAACUGUAAGACAGUUAAGGUAGACUGUAGGAGCUGCUACAGAUAAAGAUGGAACAAAAAGAACAUUUUCAAAUAAACGCCAGAAAAUUACAGUAGCUUAAAAUUUUAGUCAAUCGUAGCCCUUCGGUUAUCUAAAUUGCAUUACUCAAGCUGUUCCUAAACUUAAAUAUGAUAUAUAAGGUUAAAAAUCUUAAA